Molecule: messenger RNA, 6437 nt
Organism: Colias croceus (clouded yellow)
Lineage: Eukaryota; Metazoa; Arthropoda; Insecta; Lepidoptera; Pieridae
Gene: Patronin
Product: patronin
Exons: 26
Coding region: 85-5724 (1879 amino acids)
Biological process (GO): negative regulation of microtubule depolymerization; neuron projection development; cytoplasmic microtubule organization
Cellular component (GO): microtubule minus-end
Molecular function (GO): spectrin binding; calmodulin binding; microtubule minus-end binding
Source: RefSeq, a predicted model, not a curated record
AGUUACACCGCGCUCGGCGCGCAGACCACGCGCUCCACGCCCGGCGAUGUCGUCGCGAUCCCAGUGCUAGUGCAGUGUUCCGCCAUGGUAGCGAUGGUAGCCUCCGCCUCUGGAUACGGCACUCUGCGCCGGUUUCUGAGUGCUCCAGAAGGCGCCGACACGAACAACCCUAGCGCAGUACCCGGCGCCUCGGUAGCCGUCUCGUCGAAGCAGCGUGCUUCGAUCAAAUGGUUGCUCUCGAAGGCGUUCAACAACAGGGUACCGGACAAUCUUCAGGAGCCGUUCUAUCGGGAUCAUGAGGAUCAGGAGCACCUGAAGCCGCCCAUUGUGGGCGGGCUGGCGAGCGCGGAGCUGUACUGCCUGGCGCUGGCGAACAUGUACUCGGACCCGAACUACCACAGCCUCAACCACUGGAACAUCCUGCAGACGCUGGCGCGCAAGGGCGUGCCCGUGGCCGCGCCUGCCGACGCGCCGCUCACCGAGACCGUCCUCAUACAGAACAACCCCCUGCGGAUGAGCGCGCACAUGGCGGUGGUGGAGGCGCUGAUGGCGCUGUACGCGCGCGAGGUGGUGACGGCGGAGCGCGUGGCGGCCGCGGCGCAGCGGCUCGGCGGCGCGCCCCCGCCGCACCCCUGCUCGCCCGAGGACGGCCUGCUGUGCUGGCUCAACGCCGCCGCCACCGCCUUCAACAGGGCCGAGGAGACGAGUGGGUCGGGCGGGUCGGGCGGGGCGGGCGGCGUGGCGGCGGUGCGCAGCGUGCAGGACGUGUGCUCGGGCACGGCGCUGGCCGCGCUGGUGGCGUGGUACUGCCCCGAGGCGCUGCCGCGCGCCGCGCUGCGCCUCGCGCGCGCCGCCUCGCUGCACGACUGCCGCCACAACCUCAACCUCGUGCACCGCUUCUGCCGCACGGCGCUGCCGCACGACUGCUUCCACAUGCUGCCCGAGGACGUCAUCUACAUGCGCGGGUCCAUGCGGCAGAACCUGGUCGCGCUGCUGGCGGACCUGUUCAACAUGCUGGAGGUGCACCCCGUGCACGCGGCGCAGCGUGCGCCACAGGCGGACGCGGACAGCAACGCGUGGGGCGUGCGCCACAAGCGCCACCUGCCGCCGCCCCCGCCCACGCCCAUCCCCGACCUGCGCGGGGACCGCGACCGUGACCGCGACCGUGACCGCGACCGUGACCACGCGCCCUUCGCAGGUACCCGCGUGUCCGUGUGCGCACCGCUAGGGAAGGCAACCCGCGGACGAUCACUGUUGGGGCGGUCCCCGUCGUCGUGCGCGGCGCGGCGGGGCGCGGGGGCGAGCGCGGCGGGCGCGGGGGGCGCGGGGGCGAGCGCGGCGGGCGCGGGGGGCGUGGCGCGCUCGGCCUGCUCCACGCCCGAGCGGCGCAGCUGCAGCCCGCCGCGCGACGAGUUCACCGUGCACCGCGGCCGCGCCAUCACCACGCUGUCGGCCAUGCUGCGGCGCGACCUGCCGGACGCGGGCGGGCCGGGCGGCGGGCCGGGGGAGCCCGCCGUGGCGGCGGGCCGCCCGUCGGCGUGGGGCGGGUCGCGCGAGGGCAGCUUCGCGGGCCGCCGCUCGCGCCGCUCGUCCGUGUCGGACGACAGCCAGCUCACGCUGGAGAACUUCGGCGGCUCGCACGACGCGCCGCACUUCGCGCGCAACCCCGAGAAGGAGCUCGCCACGCUCACCUCGCUGCAGCACGCCAACAACCACGGCAACCUCAAUCACAACCCACCGCUACGAUCGUCGCGGCAAGACAUCCGCGGCUCACUUCAGUUCAUGCACGGCGACUUCAACGGCGAUGGAAACACGGGAACGAGGAACGCGGGGGACAUGAGGAAUACGGGAAACGCGGGGAACAUGAGCAACAUGGGGAAUGCGGGGAACAUGAGCAAUGCGGGGAAUGCGGGGAACAUGAGCAAUGCGGGGAAUGCGGGGAACAUGAGCAAUGCGGGGAAUGCGGGGAACAUGGGCGGUGCGGGGGACGCGCCCGAGCGGGACUGCCCGGACGGCGAGCGGCUCGUCACCAGCUUCGCCACGCUGGCGCGGCCGCACCACAACGGGAACGGGGACGGGGAGCAGAUAGGCCAGCACAUAGACAAACAGGAGAGAGACAGAGAGCGGCGCAAGAGCACGUCGUUCAUAACGCCCGCUACCAACACCACGACAUGGCAGCAGCAGUGUCUGCAGCACGAGCACCAGCCUAACGGCGACGAAUUGUUAGACGACAGUGGAGGGGACGGUGACGGGCUGGGCGGGCUGGGCGGGCUGGGGGCGCUGGGGGCGCUGGGGGCGCUGGGGGGCGGCGCGGGGGCGGGCGGCGCCAUGGCCGCGCAGCUCAACAACAUCCGGCUGAAGCUGGAGGAGAAGCGGCGCCGCAUCGAGCUGGACAAGCGGCGCCUGGAGCUGGCCCUCACGCGCCAGCGCCAGCACCUCGGCCACCAGGCCUUCCUGCAGGCCGUCACCAGGGAUACAUAUUUGCAAUACCAGCUGGCCUCCCUGGGCAAGGGGCGCGGCGCGGACGGCGCCGACGACAAGCAGCCCGGCGGGAACAGCGCGCAGGAUGUGGUCCCCGAAGCGCCGAGCCAGACAGCAGAAAAUACAGCCUUAGAACAAUAUCAGCAAUCGAUAGCGAAAAUGAACUCGAGUUUACAAGACAUACAGAGCGACAUAGCGCGACUCGCGAGCCAACAGAAUCAGUUACAGCAGCAGCAACAACAGCAGCAGCAGCAACAACUUCAACAGCAACAACAACAGCUGCAACAGCAACUGCAGCAGCAACAGCAGCAACUCCAGCAGCAGUUGCAACAGCAACAGGCGAAACAGCUGUUUCAACAGCAACAACAUUUCCAACAUUAUCAACCGAACAUUCCACAAUUACACAGCGCGUUCAGCUCGCAGCAGAACGUGGCGCGCGCGGCGCUGAGCGCGUUCGGCUCCACGCCGCAGCUGGCGCCCUACGAGCCCGAGCCCGAGCCGCACCUGCCGCACCUGCCGCAGUACCGCGCCAUCGAGCCCGACACCGCGCGCCAGUUCUUCCUGCACGACGCGCCGCACGUGCCGCACGCGCCGCACACGCCGCCGCAGCCGCAGCGCCGCACCUGGGCGCAGCACGCGCACCACGCGCAGCUGCAGCAGCACGUGCACGACCACGCCGAGCUAAGGGGCUGGCAGUUACAUCACCAGAACCAACAAUCGAACUCGUUCUCUCAGCCGGUGGAUCCGCCCCGCGCGUGGAAGUCUCCCUCCCCGGCGCCGGGCAGCGAGCGCGGGCGCUGGUCCCCGCAGGCCUUCGUGCUGCACGAGCGGGGCGAGCGGGGGGAGUGGGGGGAGCCCGCGUACAACGGCACGGGCCCGCCCAACCACGCGAGCUACUCGGCGGAGUCGCCGGCGGCCAGCCCGCGGCGCGCGCGCACGCCGCAGCGCACCGCCUCGCUGCCCGACGCCGACGACAUGCGGCCGCAGAACAUCUCGUUCAUCGGCAGCGCGGAGGACGAGCUGCCGGCCGUGGGCCGCCUGCACAUCUCGUCGGGCACGCGCACGUACCGCCUGCCCUCGCCCACGCGGCCGGCGCUGGCGCGCGACUCGUUCGAGCGCGAGCCGGCCGAGCGGCCCGAGAAGGGCUUCUACAUCUCGUUCGACGACGAGCAGCCCAAGCGCGCCAAGCCGCCGCUGCGCAAGCGCGGCUCGCCCCGCAAGGAGCGCGCCAGCCCCGAGCGGCCCGACCAGCCCGACUGGCCCGACCGGGAGGAGCCCUUCGUGGUGCAUAGAAAUACGCCACUCGAACAUACAGAGUCAAGAGAUUCUCGCGAUUCGCGUGAAAUGCGAGACACGCGAGAUAUGCGGGAUAUGCGAGAUGCACGGGAAGCGCGAGAUACGCGGGAUGUACGGGAUGUACGUGACACGCGGGAUGUACGGGAUGUACGUGACACGCGGGAUGUACGGGAUGCACGAGACGUGCGGGACACGCGGGAGCCGAACGAGACGCGCGCGUCGCCGGCGCGGGACAGCAUCGCGCGGCAGACGCAGCGCCUCACCAACGAGCCCGCGCCCGCGCCCGCUGCGCUCGUCAUCGGCGAGCUCGAGCCCGACCCCAACAGCGCGGAGGAGAUGGAGCGCAAGAAGGAGCGCAUCAUGCUGCUGUCGCUGCAGCGGCGCCAGCGCGCGGAGGAGGCGCGCGCGCGCAGCGAGGCGAGCGCGGCCGCGCGGCGUGCGCGCGACGAGGCCGAGCGCGAGCGCCGCGCCGCGCGCAGGGAGCUGCAGGCGCGCCGCCGGGACGCCAUCCUGCACGACUACAAGCUCAAGAAGGCCAUGGAGGAGGCCGAGCGGGAGGGCAAAGUGUUCGAGAAGUCAGAGUUCAUGGAGUCGCUGAACCGCGUCGGUGGAGGGGCGGGGGGCGGCGGGGGUGGUGGGGGCGGCACGGGCGGGGGCACGGGCACGACGCGCCUGCGCGGCAAGGCGGCGGGGCGCGCGCGCCCCAAGACCAUCCACGUGGACAGCGGCGCGCUGCACGCCGCCGAGGGGCUGCUGCACGCGCAGCCCGCCGCCACCAACCUGCCCGGCGCGCGCCGGGACUACUACCGCGGCUCGCAGGACAACUUGCUGGAGCGCCCCUACAGAGAGUCGCCGGUGGAGGAGCGCGGCGCCAUGUCGCCGGGCAGCGCGGGCAGCGCGCCGCUCGCGGGCAGCGGGCCGCUCGCGCGCCGCGGCUCCUGCAAGACCUCAAGAGAGCGGGUCAGUGACGAACCGCCGACGACACGUGGAAGGUCUAAAUAUUCCACUUACCAGAGUAACUUUAAGGCGGGGAGGAAAUCUAGCUCUCUAAUGAACUUGUGCGGUAAGCCACGUUUGAUUCGCCACUUUGCCGCGCCCGCUUCCGUGGCCGCGCGCGGGGGCUGCCCGCAGCCCGCAGCCCGCAGCCCGCAGCUGGGUGCAGCCGGCUGCAGCCCGCAGCCCGCAGCCCGCAGCUGGGUGCAGCCGGCCGCAGCCCGCAGCCCGCAGCCCCCGCGCCUCCGUGAAAUCGCCACUGGGUAUAUCGCGUGUCGGUUGUCGCGCGGCGCUACAAGUGCGGUGUCCGCAGACUCGGGGCUGGGCCGCGCCACGCCGCCGCGCCGCGCCGCGUCGCCCGGGCUGCGCGCGCUGGCCUCGCCCGCCGCGCCCUACCCCGCCGCGCCCUACCCCGCCUCGCCCGCCUCGGGGCCCGGCUCGCUGCCCGGCGCCAUCGGCAAGCGCCGCGCGCACGACGACACCUCCGACGUCUCCUCCACGCACUCCUCCAUCAUGGACUACUCGGGCCCGCGGCUGUACAAGCAGCCGGCCACCAAGUCGAACCGCGGCAUCAUGCUGAACGCCGUGGAGUACUGCGUGUUCCCGGGCGCCGUGAACGCGGAGGCCAAGCGGCGCGUGCUGGAGGAGAUCGCGCGCUCGGAGAGCAAGCACUUCCUGGUGCUGUUCCGGGACGCGGGCUGCCAGUUCCGCGCGCUCUACGCGUACUGCCCCGACACCGACCUCGUCACCAAGCUCUACGGCACCGGGCCCAAGACCGUCAACGACCGCAUGUUCGACAAGUUCUUCAAGUACAACUCGGGCAGCAAGUGCUUCUCGCAGGUGCACACGAAGCACCUGACGGUGACCAUCGACGCGUUCACGAUCCACAACUCGCUGUGGCAGGGCAAGAAGGUGCAGCUGCCCAGCAAGCGGGACAUGGCGCUCGUCAUCUAGUCGCUGUGUCGCGCGGCGAGUUACGGUGCUACUUUCCUUUCAUGUAAUAUAAACUCGAGCUUUAAAACACGUCGUUUCGUGUUGAACGCAAUCGUUCGGAUCGCUUAACCGCCGCGGGAAGUAGUGCCGAAUGCCGCUCGGCGUUCCAUCACAAACCGUACGAUAGUCGUUUUAUGUAGGAAUAAUUUCGUCACAAAAUCAUUUUUUAUAAAAAUGUGUAGGCGUAAGUGUUGAAGUGUGAACGGUGGACGAGUCCGCCGCGGGCGGAUGCCAUAUGUGUUAGUGAGAGCGCCGGUCGCGCGCCGGUCGCAGUCGCGUCGCAGUCGCGUCGCGUCGCAGUCGCGUCGCAGUCGCGUCGCGUCGCAGUCGCCAGUCGCAGUAACAAGCUCACGAACUAACCGCUUGCUCGUCGUUUAACUCGCUGCGAACGCAGGGCCCGAUCAUUAAAUAUUAAAGUUACAUUUUUUACCGCUUGUAUAGCUAAAGUAAGGACGAGGCACAUUUUACGUGGUAAUUGUACUGCCUUAUUCUGUAAAUAAUUGUUUUCUUUUUGUAUACAGCUAUUUAUUAAAAGAAUGUUAAAAGAAAAUUGAUGAAUGUCAUUUUUCAUUGUUCGAUGAUCGGUCAUCAAUUAUAUACUACCGAUAGUGUAUGGUAUGCAAAUAUAUUGUAUUAUUAAAACCAUAACGAAAUAAUAUUGAAUUUCAUAUUAA